AUGCUUGCUCAGGCGACUGUUAGCGUAUGUUCUAAACGUGCGCUCCAUGUUUCUACAAGAAACUACGACUUUCUGUCGUGGUUCAAGAAUAAGCAAAAUGCCAAGAACAAAGAGCCAGCAAAGGACACCAAGCAGGUUAUCGAAGAUAUUGAGUCUGGCAGAAGCAAAACGAGACAGUCUGCUAAUAGAUUAAAACUCACAGAAGACUCUUUUAUUGGUCAAGAGUUACAAGUAAGCGAUAGGGCGCGUCGCGGCGAUCUUUUGCAACAAGUCCCGUUCAACAUCUGGUUGUCGUCCCAAAAAGUUAGGACUUCAGAAGCUCUUGAUAGAAUUUUGCUGGAUACCUACGUUUCGACGGUUCCAGAGAGCACCAUCUCUAAAAUCGAAGAUCCAGAACUGGCUUUACCCUUCUCAGAUCUCUCCGUUAAGUUUCAAUUUACAAAGUCAUUACAGGCAACGACUGGCAUCAUGGUACCAGACUAUCAAUCAACUCGCUUGCAAACGCCAUUGCAAUUUCGUGAGUUCUUUCUGAAGGAAGUGUUGAGCGGCAAGGCCAAAUUCAACGACGCAGAACCAAAUGCCAUUGAUAUCGACGAAAGCUUUUACGGCGCUGAAAGUAUUCAUGUAGUUAAAACGCCUGCGCCAAAGGACCAAAGGCAGAAGCUUUCCAAAAUACUGUCAGAGGUGGAAGCUUUAGAAAAGGAAGCUGCCAGGCAAGCUUUAGAAACCGCAAGGCGUGUGGUUUGA
This is a messenger RNA of Lachancea dasiensis, 747 nucleotides long. Lineage: Eukaryota; Fungi; Ascomycota; Saccharomycetes; Saccharomycetales; Saccharomycetaceae. The record is from the annotation of a GenBank genome assembly.